AUGCAGACGAUCACCUGUGACCCCGUUCCAGAAAGAUAUCCCAACAAGGAGCUUGCCAUGCGCGCCAACCUCGCCUCUGUCUUCACGCAGACCCCCUUCUGGACACCGAACUUCAAGAAUAACAAAGAUGCGAAAGCCAUGUUUCCGAAGGACCAACAUGCGUUGCAUGCCGCGGAGAUCGCAGCCCUCCAGGCCGAGAUCGACGCCUCCGCGAUCGACGGCGUGGCGCUGAUGGAGUCGCUGCAGAGCUGGGUGGUCGCCCAGUGCGACGAGCGGCACUUCGUCUGCGCCAUCUGCGGCCGGCGCUCCAUCGUCAGCCUCACCGACCUCCGCAUCGACACCAGAAAGGGUACAGCGGUCUGCAUGUGCUGCGUCGCCAUGCCCGGGGUGCCGACGGCGAUCCUGCAGGACCACCCCGUCGUGGAGGUCUUCGCCGGCAUGUGCGGUAGGGAGAUCGCCACCCGCUUCCCGGGGUCCCAGGUAAGAAUGAUCUUCAACCGCACCAUCUGCGGGAGGGACGGCAACAGCACCCGCCCCGACGUCUCCCUCUUCGUGGAGUUCGCCGGCAUGCACAUCACGCUGCUCAUCGAGGUGGACGCGGACAAGAAGGACUGGAAAGACAUGCAAACGAGAGACAACAAGCUGAUGAGCGAGAGCUACAAGGUCUUCGAAAAAACGAACAACGUCAUCUCGGCGGUGCUGCGCUUCAAGACGUCCCUAGUGGGCAACGUGUUCCCGACGCACCUGUACCUGAGCCUCUGGCGGGUCAUCGAGCGCUUUGUGCUCUACAUGUGGAACGACGAGCACACCGCAGACCAGACAAAAACCACCCGCGUCUUUAUCAACUACCCCACCGGCUACUACAACAAGCUCGGGGUGAGGAUGCAGUGCACCAACGAGUGGGGAUCGGGUAUGAUGAAGCUGCUGAUGCAAGAGGACGCAGGAAAUAGGAAAGACUUUUCGGAGGAUCCCUUCGAACUUCAACCAAAGAUCAAGACAUCGUCUUUCACAUUCAUGCAAGAGAAGGCCUUUGCAUACAUAAUCCUGCGGGACAUUGCCACCAACCCCUACAUCGCGGUCUACCUCCACGGUAAGUUCCACCUGGGCGAGAUCCAGGGAAUGACCUUCCUCGCCGCCGCGCAGUCCCCCGCGCAGGUCAACGUGCGUUACUUCAACGGGUUGAAGGCGUACAUGUCACAGGCCGCCAACCUCAACUCCGACAGCAUCCGGACCGGGAAGUACCUCCUCGUCAAGCACGUCCUCGUCACCCGGUACCUGGGCGCACUCCGCGGGAUUCCGGAGGACGACGCGGAGAGGGUGGUGCGGUGCAACAGGAUGCAGGCUGCCAUGCGGAUGAUGUUGGUGCAGAUGCGGCUUUGA
Guillardia theta CCMP2712 is the source of this 1380-nucleotide messenger RNA. RefSeq lists its product as hypothetical. Bases 1 to 1380 code for a protein of 459 amino acids. Lineage: Eukaryota; Cryptophyceae; Pyrenomonadales; Geminigeraceae. The record is from RefSeq and is a predicted model, not a curated record. The transcript has a single exon.